Linepithema humile (Argentine ant) is the source of this 942-nucleotide messenger RNA. RefSeq names its product protein takeout-like. NCBI's taxonomy places the organism in Eukaryota, Metazoa, Arthropoda, Insecta, Hymenoptera, Formicidae. The record is from RefSeq and is a predicted model, not a curated record. Gene Ontology annotation, molecular function: lipid binding.
UCGUCGAUCACUUUUCUUUCAAUCCUUUGUAUACGUUUUACAAACAACUUUUUAGUGUCGACAAUGUUGGUUAAAAUUUUGGUACUUACAUUUGUUAUAACAUACGUUACAGCGGCAAUACCUUCGUAUAUACACGUAUGCGGACGCAAAGAUCCGAAUAUCGAUAAAUGCGUUGUGAACAGUAUUGAUUACUUGAGAAGUAAAAUAUGCGAAGGGAUCCCGGAAAUGAAUGUAACACCAUUACGAUUAUUUCAUGUCUCCAAACUGAUCAUUUCCGAUACAGACAAUGCUAAAUUAUAUCUUAAGGAUAUGCAAAUAUUUAAACUUUGCGAUUUUGUUAUAAACAAUUUGCAUAUAGAUCUCGACAAAAACAAUUUCAGUAUACAAGUAUUAUUUAAAGAUAUAUUUGUGAACGCCACAUACGAUUUUGACAUACGUGUGCUGGUGCCUAUUACUACCACGGGACAAGUUUCUCUUUCAGCAGGAGAUGUAAAUGCGGAUUUAAGCAUAGAAAUGAAAAUAGUAAGGAAAAAUGGUAAAAAACACAUAUAUAUAUCAAAAUUGACUAUAAAUCUCAUCCCAAAAGAGUUCAAUUUUAAAUUUGAACACAAUGAUUCAGACCAGAUGCAAGACAUUAUUGCGAAUUUUAUGGGCAGUAAUACGCAAGAGGUUCUUGCAACCAUAAAACCGCCGAUAGAAAAAGCACUUUCUGAAACAAUUAUUUCAAUGGGUAACAACAUUGUUAAACAUUUCACGUAUGAUGAACUUUUCCCCGAUCAAUUGUAAAUUGUAAAUGUAAGUUUACGAUUAAAAAAUUUUGUGUUACAUGAUUUUUUUAUACAUUUUUUUGUUCAUUGAAAAUAUAAUAAAAAAUGUAUUUCUGUUAAAACAACAUAACUAUUCUCGAAUGUUUACGCAGAGAGCAAAAAUAAAGUUGACAGU